UUAAUUUAAUUAUGACAGGCUGUUAUUGCAAAAGAUGUUUGUGCAUUAACUGUUAAUGCUUUUUAAAAAUUGUGUACAAUUGUGUAUAAUUACUUAUACUUUAAUAUAAUUUGAAUAGUUCCUCCUUUAAAAAUACUUUAAAUAUCAUAUUGGAUUGUCGGUUGAACCGGCUCCAGGGUGUAGUUCCUCGUCCUGCUGCUAGGGGGCAGUGUGGGUCACCGUGCCGGUACAGUAACAUGGCGGUCUGAUGCGAGCAAAAAGUGGAUUUCAGCCAACCGGAAUCAGUGGAAACGGCGCGUGCGGCUUUUACACCUUUUCAUCCGGUUGGAGAAAGACCAACGGCUGGAUUCACACGUCCGCUCCGCCGGUCCUCCGCGGCCUCGCUUCUCGCUCCUCGGGUGGCGGAGGUCGGGAUUCGAUCCCGAGUGGCCCCCAAAAAAUCCCGCGGACUCCCGGUACGUGUCUCUUCGGCCGUCGCCACCGAGGCAAGCGGUCUCUCGUCUCGCGCAGGGGUCGCUUUUUAAAAUGGCGCCGACGGUGUAACGUGAAAACGUCCGUUGAGUCACCCGCCGGUUUAAAAAAAAAAGAAAAAAGAGGGUUGUCGAAAACGUAACGGUGACGUAGGAAGCGCGAGACUCCACGGCCGCUUCAACCGUUUAGCAUUGGCGCUAGCUGUGUGUGGUGUUAGCUUACCGGGGGGGAAACGGGUACAAUUUAAAUAACUUUCCACUCGCCUGUUUGACGUCUGAAACGUAGGCCGAAUUAACGGGCGGUUAAAACACUGAUAUGCUAUUCAAGUAGCUGUAUUUAUACCACCGGUGUUCGGUUCAGAGCACGGAAGAAAACGUAAAACCGUCAGAAUACCGGACGAGGUUCUGUCUCUUCGUCUAACGCGAUAUCGAGACCACCUCGAGACAUCCCGGUACCGCGGUAGAUGUUGUUAAACUACUUCUUAAUGUACAAAUACACCGCAGCCGCCUCUGGUCGUGUUGCUCGUGUGAUUUCAGGCUGUUGAACUGUGUGCUGACAACUUUGAGUUGAACAGAAACAGGGAGGAAGCACUGAGUGUGAAGAAACAUACAUGAGGAGGCAUCUGACUGAACCAGCACCGGGCCGAUGGAUCCCAUUGACUCUGGACCAGGGCAAGACGAGUCGUCAGCUUUAACGUACAGCUCCAGAGGACGGCAGUGCAGGAAAAACAGCAAAUAUUGUGAUUAUGAAACUGAUGUUUCGUCCGAUCUGCAAAUUUCUGGACAAAACCCCCCAAAAACGGAGGCCGCAGGAGGAGGAGCUGCUAAGAAAUCUCCGGUAAAGAGGGGCAAAGCGGAGAGCGACGAGAAACGAGAAGCCACCGACGAAUCGUCUGAGGAGGAAACUCCUAAAAAGUCGCCGAGAGCCAAGAAGACUCCGCCGAAGAGGAAAACUCCCGCCAAAAGAACUCCCGCCAAAAAAACUCCCGCCGAAACAACUCCUGUCUCCGAUGGGGCGGGGGGCGUCGCCGACGCCGCGCAGCCGGAAAACGGGACGCCGAAGCCAAAGAGGCGGUACGUGAGGAAGCAGCCGCCAAAGGAACCCGUUGAGGAACCCGUUGAGGAACAAGAACCCGAGGAGGAGACCACGCCGAGCGGGCGCCACAGGAGGAGCGCCGCCAAAGUGGCGCUGAAGUACCUCCACAUUUUGGCAAAUGAAGUGCUCAACUGCCCCGGGGACGACUUGGGCCCGCCCCCAACGGGCAAGACCCAAAGUCUCAAAGGACGCAACGGUACAGUGGGGAAUGCGAGCGAGUCGGCGGUGGGAUUCCCCCGUGUUUUACUUCCUGUCCCGUGUGUUUCUUCACGUGAAAUAACACGGUGUAAAAGCCAAAAGAGGAAACGUUGCGACAGCGACGCUGCAGAAGACGAGGACUUCAUUCCGGAUGUUGAAGCCGAUGAAGAUGAAGAAGAAGGGGAGGAAGAGGGGACUGAAGACGAAGAGGUGGAAGAGGACUCCGACUCUGGCUCGGAUAGGCCGACUCCACAUCACAGCCACAAAACCCCCAACGGCCUCACGAGCAACAUGAUGCAGACGGUGUGGGACGCCAUGAACACGGUCAAGCAGUUCCGGGUGGAGCACUACAGCAGCUGGGUGUUCCCGGAGUGGGUCGUCUCCACCGAGGUCUGGCACCUCGUUCCUCCCAGUGAUCUGGAGACGUACCUGCCUCAGGAGCUUCAGUCUGCUGCCUUCAGAGUGAACAGAGACGGGCUGGGGAAGGAGAAGACGCCUCUGGAGAGACUCGGCAGGUUCUCGGCGAAGCCCGCCCACCCGGACCGCUGGGACAUGCUGCUGUGUGCGGGGGGGCCGGUCUGGGCCAUGGAGUGGUGUCCCACGCCCGACGGCGCCGAGGCGUCCCAGUACGUCGCUCUGGCCUGCCACCGGGGGAUGGAGGACAAGCACUGUGUCAACAAGACGCACGGCGGAGUCGGACUCAUUCAGCUGUGGCACCUGAGCACGCUGAAGUACAACAGCAGACCGGACUCUCAGCCGGCCUUGGCCUACGGCUUGGCCCAGGACAGCGGCUUCGUCUGGACCCUGAAGUGGUGUCCUGCAGGAGGCUGGGAGCUCCCCAGCUGUGACAGGAAGGCCCCGUUCCUGCCCAGACUGGGUCUUCUGGCAGUCGCCACCUCCAACAGCGUGGUCACCAUCUACAGCCUGCCCCACCCGGACGCUCUGAACCACAGCACGGGGCUAACUGGAAAAGCCGGUGAACAGCUGCCGAUUUACAAGGCAGAAGGAGUGCUGACCCUGAAGCUGGGCUCCCUCAAAGCCCCUCGCCAUGAGAAGAGCGGUCGAGUCCUGUCCAUGGAUUGGCUGCCGGAGAAACCUCACAACAUAAUGGCUGUCGGCUUUUAUGACGGCGUUGUAGGUCUGUGGGAUCUCACCACUAAGUCGGCCCUGUUGCGGCUGCAGGAGCCGGGCUCUCUGACCCUGCUGCCCUAUCGGUGCCUGCUGGCUCACGACCAUGCCGUCCUGGCGCUGGCCUUCUGCCCCGCCUCCAGGUUCUUGCUGGUGACGGCGGGGGAAGACCGCUACGUGAAGACCUGGGACCUGAGGCGGCUCUACGAGCCCAUCACGGUCCAGAAGCGCUACCUGACCAACGAGAUCUACUGGCCCCUGAACGCACCGGGGAUCCUGUUGGCCCAGGAGAACGCCUACGCCCCGUACGGCUCACAGGGAGUGCAUUACUUCGACCAUCACUUGCGAGCCAUCUUCGCAAUUCCUCGGACCAGCACCGUGUGGUCCAUCUCGUACACGGAGUGGUUGAACAGCGUGGUGACGGCCGACGGCCUCGGGGAGGUGAUCCUCUCGCUGCUGCCUCAGAUCGGCGUCAUCCCUCAGUACAUCAAGCGCACGCUGGACCGCCGCUUCCCCGUCUACCUCACGUCUCUGGUGCCUCACGAGGCGAGCGAGGAAGACGAUGGAGGACCGGAGGAGGAGGAGAAUGUAGAGGGGGACGCCGUCGAAGAGCAGGAAGGAGGAGAGGAGGAGAACGGCGGGGGAGGAGGUGGAAAGAACAAAUGUCCUCCUCUGAAGUUCCAGACGUACGAGGAGGCUGCGAAGAGGAACUGGCUCCAGCACACGGACAACGACAUGCGGAGCUUCGCGAGGAGUGAGAAGCGAGCGGUGUGGAAACGAAUGAGAGACACGGAGCUGAAGACCAAGCUGAACAUGGACGAGAGGCCCCUGGCUGCACUGCACAAGGUGCGCUUCAACCCCAACAUGUGCUGCCACACCUGGCUGGCGUCCGGCGGCCAGACGGGCCUGGUCAGAAUCCACUGUCUGAGGGCGAUGAUCGGCUCCCAGUCCAAGAAGAUCAUCGGCGAGACCCGGAGCCAGGUCCGAGGCCAGGAGGCGGGGGAGGAGCUAUAACACCGGGCCGGCUUGAAGGUGGAUCACAACACACACAACAAGCCUGCUGCUCACGGACACGGUUCUGAGCGUUCUGCCUGAACCCAGAGAGAGUUCCCGUCUCCACGACCCGUUUUUUACUUCCCCACCGAAAUGUCUCACAUACGCACUUUUUAUUCUCAAAAAGCGUUUGAAAGGUUUUUGAACGUUUCUCAUUCUCCAUGAAGAUGGAUUCCAGUUCCUCCAAUUUCAAACGUGGCCGUGAAUCCGUAUUUCCGACUCGGCCCAAGGUUUGAAUGUAAAUAAUCAGCUGCAUUCACUGUCUCUCAGGAAAAAAUACAACUCUUUUUUUGGGGGGGGAUAUUAACAACGGAAAGAAAUCUUCAUCCGGCUGACAUCUAGUGGUUGAAGUGGUGUACUGCACACACGUGGUUAACUUGUUAUUGAAGGAGGAUUUCAAAAUGUACAACAACAUGCGUCGUAUUUGUUUUCACUGCAGAAAUUAUGUUACGUUCACAAAAUUAAAGAUUUUAGCAAAGUUUAUUUAUAACUUUUUCUUUUAAACCGUUAAAACAUUCCACCGCAGCAUUUGUGCAUGUGCGUCUUCACAUUUGAUUAAAUUCCUACAAAACUACAGCGAUCUUCACGUGAACUGACACACAUUAUAUCAAGAUUAUUAUCUUUACUUUCGACAUCUUCUCCCGCUGUCGCUGUUUCAAGCUGCUGCGUUCAGGAAACAGCAACGAGCCUUCACGGAAAAACAUCACCCCAAAAAAAAACACAGCACCUUCAUAUCGUCAUGACUACGGGGAAAGCAUCCAUGUUGUUUCUGGGUUCCUUGGAGCUCAUUUCUGCUGCUGCGUUUUUGUAUUUUUUGUCUUUUAUCGUGUGGAGAAUAACUUUUAACUGAGGGGGAAAUACUUGAACUUUUAUCGGUGCAUCUCUGCCGGAUGUUUAUGAACGACGUCGUGUGUGUGUUGGUGAAUUAUCCCUGUUGUCGUUCGGUGGUUUCAAAGGUUUUGAUUCUUUAUUUAAUUAAAGCUGUUUCCUAAUUUUUCAGUGUCUUUAAAAAAAACAACUGAGAAAAGUCAAAGCUCUUGUUCUCUUUCUAGAAGUCGUCUCACGCGUCACUCUGAGUUUAAUUAGAGGUUUUUCAGAAUGCGUUUUAACUAAAAGUUAAUAGUUCUUAACUUGUAUAAAAAAUAAUGAUGAUAAAAGCACCAGGAUGUACAGCAAGUCUUCUUUUUUUUGUGCUCUGUUUCUAUUUUUGGAAAUGUUUAAAUAUAAUAAAAGUUGUUUUUGUAAAGAUGAGUAGAAAUGAAAUAAAAGUAUUUUGGUGGUCUGCA
Pseudoliparis swirei is the source of this 5231-nucleotide messenger RNA. RefSeq names its product general transcription factor IIIC, polypeptide 2, beta (gene gtf3c2). The transcript has 20 exons. The record is from RefSeq and is a predicted model, not a curated record. Gene Ontology annotation, molecular function: protein binding. Bases 1117 to 3906 code for a protein of 929 amino acids. NCBI's taxonomy places the organism in Eukaryota, Metazoa, Chordata, Actinopteri, Perciformes, Liparidae. Gene Ontology annotation, biological process: transcription by RNA polymerase III. Gene Ontology annotation, cellular component: transcription factor TFIIIC complex.